Messenger RNA from Bactrocera neohumeralis, 1446 nucleotides. RefSeq names its product putative gustatory receptor 59e (gene Gr59e). Gene Ontology annotation, cellular component: axon; membrane; dendrite. The record is from RefSeq and is a predicted model, not a curated record. The transcript has 3 exons. Lineage: Eukaryota; Metazoa; Arthropoda; Insecta; Diptera; Tephritidae. Bases 1 to 1341 code for a protein of 446 amino acids. Gene Ontology annotation, biological process: sensory perception of taste.
AUGUCAACAACAGUUGGUUUGAAGAAACGCCUAAUUAAACAGCACAACGGGCUCUUAACCUGCUUCGAGGAGCCAUUUUUUGGUCUCAUCUCUAAACUCUACAUUCUUUGUCAAUUAUUUGCUGCAGCACCGAUAUUGGAUACUCCACACCGUAACCGUCGUGCAUUACGUUGCGUACAUUACGUUUGGUGUUCCAUUGUCUUACUUUACAUUUCUGUGGUGAAUUUUCACUUUAUAAAUCGGAUACAUGAACCAUUGGUUACCAUCGUUAAAAUAUUUUUCUCAACUGAACUCAUUAACAAUCCAUUAAUCGUUGCCUCAAUCGUAUUGAGUAUGUAUUAUAACAGCGAAGAAUACCGUAACAUACCAUAUGAGCUGCUCCGAAUAUUUAAGGUCUACAGAAACUUGCAACCGAAGCUAAGCACUAGAAGCGCAAUUUUUCGUGUGCUCCAUAAGGAACUGCUGAUAAUGGUGGGUGCUGUAAGCAGUGUUAUAUUAUUUUGCUUCCUAGUGGAUUACCUACGCUCGGAACCGUUUUUAAUUGAAUACAUACUCAUUGCAAGCGUAUUCAGUUUACCUAAUAUACUCAUCACUUUCAAUAUCACGCAAUUUUGGUUGGCACUUCGUGUUGUAUACCAACUCUAUCGGGGUUUCAAUGAGAUUAUAGAGCAACGCCUAAAACGUUUUAGUUUUAUAAAUACAGAAACAUGUGAGCUAAACAGUAAAGAGGUCUAUUAUGUCUAUACCACUGAGAUCUUAUGGUAUCAGCGUGAAUUUCUAAGCUUACGCAAGGAAGCAGUAAACGGUUAUGAAAUUUUAGAUACGAUACGUAGUAUAUACUUCGAUUUGGACACCAUAAUGACACGAUUGACUAAAGUAUUUGGAAUUACGAUGUUGCUGAAUUUUUUCGGCUCAUUGCUGAGUCUUUCCGUCCAAUCCUUUGCUGUGUUUAAGUUUUUUGAUACGGAAAAUUUUUUGGGAGAUAUUUUAGUAGAGGUACAGAAUCGAGUGCUGUGGUUUUUCAUACAUCUUGCGCGCAUACUGCUGAUUUUAGUAACUAAUAAUGCCAUCAUAGAAGAGAAGUGUCGUACGUCAUUUGUACUAAAUCAACUACAUAUAACCUCGAAAGAAAUGGAACGUGCAAUCAAUCGCUUUUUACUGAAGCUAAUGGUUCAUCAGUCUCCGGCGCUACUCUGUGGAAUUGUGGAACUUGAUUUAUUGGUGCUUUGUGGUAUUGUUGGCGCUGUGACCAACUACUUCAUAUUUCUCGUACAAAUUGAUUUGGGCACUACAACAAUAUCGGAUCUCAAUAUCACAGAUACACCAAAAAACAGUAUAUAAAUCAUAAUAUUUAAUGCAAAUAAAAAAAUAAUAUAUAUAAUAUAUUUUAUGCUCUUGUAUAUAAAAUGUAUAUAGUAUCUAAGUAUAACAUUAAAAAUAAUGCCU